Messenger RNA from Cadophora gregata, 1650 nucleotides. RefSeq lists its product as uncharacterized. The coding region runs from base 1 to 1650 and encodes 549 amino acids. The record is from RefSeq and is a predicted model, not a curated record. Gene Ontology annotation, cellular component: membrane. The transcript has 8 exons. Gene Ontology annotation, biological process: transmembrane transport; carbohydrate transport. Gene Ontology annotation, molecular function: carbohydrate:proton symporter activity. Lineage: Eukaryota; Fungi; Ascomycota; Leotiomycetes; Helotiales; Ploettnerulaceae.
AUGGCUUCAAAUAUGGAUGCCCAGCAUUCAGAUAAGAAGAGCGCAGAUAUCCAGCAGAUACAAACGGCAACCACAGUUCCAGCUGUGCUAGAGCCUUAUGGCCCAUCAGGUUUCAAAGGAAUUAUUUCGUCUAGAUAUGUUGUCCUGUGUGCCGCAUUCUCAGCCAUCGGCGGAAUGCUCUUUGGCUACGACCAAGGCGUCAUAUCAGUCACUCUAGUUAUGCCACAGUUCAUAGCAAGAUUCCCCGAGGUUUCUGAGACUGCGGCGGGCGGCGGAUUCUACAAGGGCUUGAUGACUGGGAUGAUUGAGCUUGGAGCUUUGCUUGGCGCAUUGAACCAGGGCUGGAUUGCGGACAAAAUCUCGCGUCGGUACUCGAUCAUCGUUGCAGUCAUCCUUUUCACACUUGGAUCAAGUCUUCAAACAGCAUCAGUAAACUAUCCGAUGCUCGUAGCAGCGCGAUUCAUUGGCGGUGUUGGAAUUGGAAUGCUCAGUAUGGUCGUUCCACUCUAUAUCUCCGAGAUCUCACCUCCUGAAAUCCGCGGGUCCCUUCUCGUCUUUGAAGAGUUCAGUAUCGUAUUCGGCAUCGUCAUAUCGUUCUGGAUCACAUAUGGUACAAGGGAAAUCCCUGGAAACCCAUCCUGGCAACUUCCGUUUGCGAUCCAAAUAAUUCCUGGCUUGCUGCUUGGACUUGGCGCUUUCUUUUUCCUGCCCUUUUCGCCUAGAUGGCUCGCGUCAAAGGGAAGAGAACAAGAAGCUUUAGCAGUGCUGUCAACAUUGAGAAUGCUGCCGAAUACCGAUCCAAGAGUCCGACGAGAGUGGAUGGAAAUCAUUGCCGAGUCGACUUUCCAGAAGCAAGUCCUUGAAGAACGACAUCCUGAGCUUGUGACGAAGACGAAGAUUAAUCGGCUGAAACUUGAGAUUGUAUCUUGGACUGACUGCUUGAAACCAGGAUGUUGGCGGCGGACACAUAUUGGAGCAGGACUCAUGUUCUUCCAACAGUUUGUUGGGAUCAAUGCUUUGAUCUACUACUCUCCAACUCUCUUCAAAACAAUGGGUCUCGACUACUCAAUGCAACUCAUCAUGUCUGGAGUUCUCAACAUCACUCAACUAAUCGGCGUCAUUUCAAGUCUCUGGACACUUGACCGCUUCGGGCGCAAAUCCAUUCUCCUGUGGGGAAGUCUGGGGAUGUUCAUCUCACACUUUACUAUAUCGAUACUCGUAGGCCUCUUCUCGAAAGAUUGGCCAUCUCAUCGCCCGGAAGGAUGGAUCAGUGUAGCCUUUCUGCUAUUUUAUAUGGUUUCAUUCGGUGCGUCAUGGGGUCCAGUGCCGUGGGCCAUGCCUGCCGAGAUAUUUCCUUCAUCGCUGAGAGCCAAGGGUGUUGCUAUUUCCACAUGUUCAAACUGGCUGAACAACUUCAUCAUUGGCCUUGUGACACCUCCUCUUGUUCAAAACACUGGCUUCGGUGCCUAUGUUUUCUUCGCCAUCUUCUGUUUAGGCUCAUUCGUAUGGACAUACUUAUUUGUUCCAGAAACCAACGGCAAGACGCUUGAGCAGAUGGACGAAGUCUUGAAGGACAGGGAUAAUUCUGAAGACAUGAGGAAGAAAGAGCAGAUUUUCUCGCAGACUGUGACGAGACUGGAAAGUCACUAG